This is a messenger RNA of Dissoconium aciculare CBS 342.82, 935 nucleotides long. RefSeq lists its product as uncharacterized. The transcript has a single exon. Bases 316 to 828 code for a protein of 170 amino acids. Lineage: Eukaryota; Fungi; Ascomycota; Dothideomycetes; Mycosphaerellales; Dissoconiaceae. The record is from RefSeq and is a predicted model, not a curated record.
UUCCUCUGUCUCUAUAUUUCUAGAACACAGCCUCCCGGCCACCUGGGAUGGCCGUUUUGUCCCCGUGUUGCCUACACAGCGUUUCACUCACGCAUCGAUGAGCAGCGGGGGAAAAGAGUGCGGCGUCAUGGAUCUCUGCUUCUCUCCUCUCCUCUCCUCUCCUCUCCGAGGGGAUGCAGGAGAGAAUGGUGGAAGGGAAGACGGAAGAGGGAGGAGGAGGAGAGAGGGAAAGAGGAAGGAGCUGUGGUGCAACCUUUUGUUUUGCGUCCUUUCCGAAACAUCUGGGCAGACAAAGAAAAGUCGGGGGCCUACUGGAUGAAAAGUGGAUUCGUGACAACACAUGCAUCAGCCGCGUACAGGUACGCCCGUGGGUUCUUGUUCUUGUGUAUGUGCAGCUGGGGGAGGAGGAACCUACUUGGAGGAGGAGGAAGAGGAGGAGGAGAGGUGGUGGUCUACAGCCAUUUGCAUUGUCACACCCUUGGAUUUCCCUCGCGGUCUCGAUGGCAUUUCACGAUGUGGGAUAUACAGGAGACUGGGGGCUCACACUCCAACAGCUUAAUAGAAACGAUCGCGUCCCGCCUUCACUUGUGUAGAUGUACACUCAACACGAGAAAGCAGGGCGAGCAUAUCACUCAUCAGUGCAGGCCUUCAUUUAGCAAGCCAUCGCGGUGCCCAGUCAAAUCUACCGAUGCCUGUAUAUGGUUGUUGGCAGAGGAGGUCGAUGUUACAUCCGCGUGCAAGGGCGCGCAGCAUCAACGCUGGCAGCGAUGCCAAGUGGAUGACAUCUGCCUGGGUAUGGAUUGUGAUACACCGCCAGCGCAUGUGUAAGGCGUGGUCACGAUGACAGCGAGGUUGGAAGGGACCAUGUUUGAAUGGAUAUGAGGCUGACAAGUCAUCGGAGUGAGGUGUCUUCCCUGUUUUGUGUCGAGAUGGGA